AUGCUAAGGAAGCCAAUAGCCUACCCUGCUUUCUCCAUUUGUCUGGUUCUCAUUUUGGCUGGAUUCCUUGGCAUGCACAUCAGUUUUGUCAGAAGUCAGGAGAACCACACACUAAUUUUCACUAAGGAAAACACAAUUCACAACUGCAGUUGUUCCAUGCCUAUCCGUGACUGCAAUUACUGCCUGGCAAACUUGGUGUGCAACUGCAAAACAGUGCUGCUUUCUACCAUGUAAAAAAAUACCUACAACAGCCACCUGACCAUCUGGUUCACACACACCUCUGUGCUGGAGAUGAUCCUCAGCUUCCAAAUGUACAGGGAUUUGAAGCUGUCCUUCUGUAGCACCACUCCUCUCCCAGUGGAAUAUUUGGACGUAUGGGGACUUUGAAAGCUCCAGGUAAACAAGGUCAAGGGACAAUUUCCAGAGCAGAGUGUGACUAUCUCCAGUAGCAGCAUCAAUGACAAAGAGGACUUACUUGAGGUGCACAACAAAGACAGGCAAAUGCUUGCACAUAUUUAUUUUUCUGGAUAUCUCUCACUUUUCAAUGGAUAUUCAUUGCUGAAUUCAUACAGUGGGGAAAAUGUCUCUAGUAUCAUUAAGCACUUUCCCAGCCUGCUGUACUCUGAUGUCUUCUCAACUUCAGACAAUGAGAGCUGUAAUAUUCAUUUACUGAGUUAUUUAACACAGUCAGUAGUGAGAGGCAUAGGAGGUUGCUAAGAGUGAUGGGAUGCCUUUAAUUUUGUCUGGUUUGUCCAGGAGGAUGUGUUAGGGGACUGUGAGAGAACUCCACAAGGAGGUGUUUGAA
Messenger RNA from Melospiza georgiana, 805 nucleotides. RefSeq names its product chromosome 2 C21orf62 homolog (gene EPCIP). Lineage: Eukaryota; Metazoa; Chordata; Aves; Passeriformes; Passerellidae. The record is from RefSeq and is a predicted model, not a curated record.